AUGGACAUAGAUCAUCGCCAAGAAGAUAUACAAAAAGAAGAAGAGGAGGAGGAGCAAGAUCCUUUCCUCAAAUUUGUCGAUUACGUAAAAUCAGAGCUAUUAGCAUUGGAAGAAGAUUCAAAUGGAGGCAGUGAAGGUACCGUUGGAUUUGGAUGGAGCUGGAUCGUAUCUCGUAUUCUCAAGACUUGCAUUGCUUAUUCAAGCGGUGUCACACCUGCGAUAUUGCUCUCUGAACUCUCUCAGGCGUGGAGUGAACAGCGCAGGGUGGGAGCUCCGAAGAAGAGGCUCGAAUUGAUUAACCAUCUCAAGAAGGAUUAUCGGCGGAUGAAGCUUCCAAACGUUGUUACCAUUGAUUCCAUAUACGAGAAAAACUUCCUGUCCUUGAGCAGUGUUCUGGAAGUUGUUAUUAUCGAUGCAUUUGUGCUCCCAGGCACAAACAUCCACAUGCUUACAUUAGGGGAUUAUUGGAGCUCCAAUAUCAUAGAUCUCUAUCUACACCGCAGAUUCUAUAACUUGGCCGGCAUGCAGAAUGGAGUUCUGAAGCGAGGGAGGGAGAUUUUUCUUACUGGUUGCUACCUCCGAAGCGCCAGUCAAGGUUCUGGUCAUCCUCGUCUUUUGCCAACGGAGUAUCUUGUGAUUGUAUUGGAUGAGAAUCAGGAUGAUGAUGCAAUGCUACUUAGAGCUCACUUCUGUUCAGAUUCUUUCUCUUCAAUUUCUCUUAAUGCGGUGAACCAAGGGGCUGCAUAUUCACUUUAUGCCAGGAUUGAAAGGAUUGAAUCUGAGGAAAUUCUAAGGAGGUUUGGAAGCUUACAAAGAAAACAGAUUACUCUUGUUGACGGUGAUGGUGUCAUAUUAAAUUUUUUCUUGUGGGGUGAGCAGACUCUCCUUGCCAAUCUUCUCAGUGUGGGAAGCAUGCUUGCCCUGGACAAGCCAUACGUUGCAAGUUCCGUGGAGUGUGAUAUUAAAACAAGUGAGGAUUUUUGUCUUGAAUAUGGAAGCGAAACACAAUUAUAUUUGGUGCCUUAUAUUCAACAUGAAGAACAGGUGUGCGUAACAUUGACACCAAAUCGCCGUCAGGGUUCACGGCCCUUGGGUUCGUAUAAUCCCAGUCAGGAACUUCGGUUGUCUCAAGUGAGCUUGCCUCGUGAUUCACAGGGGACCAUUGAUUUCAGUAAUUACCCUUUUCGGUCAUAUGUGGUCGAUCUUCGGAACAAGAUGACUGGCAUCAGUCUCUAUGGUGUUGUUACAGAUAUUAUCAAAGAAGAUAAUGACCAAGAAACUGUUUUCUGUUUAAACAUAACGGAUACGAGCGGAGAAAUUCGGGCAAAGCUCCAUUUUGCCAGAUCUUGGUCAUUGGGAAGAGUGAGUCUCGGUCACACUGUUUUCAUUUCUGGCUUGACAUGCACCAUGUCGAAACAAAAGGGUCUGGAAGCAUCAUGGUUUGAGACUGGUACUGGGGCUUCUUUCAUCAAUCUCAGUUGUUUACCAGCAUUAAUCAACUCCUCUUGCCUUCACAAGCUAUCGCAACUCUCUGAUAUUUCUAGUCAGACUAGCUAUGCUCAAAUAUGUCGAGUCUGGCUUGAUCCCAUUGCGUAUUAUUACGUUAAUACAAGAUUUUCACAUUCUCUCUGUGGUCACUUUGUCAACAAGAUGUCUGGUAGAUUGGUGGAAUGCAGCUUUUGUCGAACAAUUUCUGAUGCUGAGGUAGUACGCACUUUCCACCUGAAAAUUACUCUUGCAGAUAAGAGCACGAAAGUUUUAGCGUGGUGUACUGGUCAAACUGCUAUGGAUUUGUUGCAGAUAUCUCCUGAUGAUUUUUAUGAUCUUCCAGAGGAAGAACAAUUAAUAUAUCCGUCGUCGUUAGAAAAUGAGAGGUUUAUGGUGGCAUUAGUAAAUUGUAAGCGAGACGGUUGUGUGAUAGAUGGCCUUUCGCCAGACGAUUUAAUUUCGUGGGAAAUCACACGAGCGUACAAAUGUGGAUAACUGUUGAAUGCACAUGGAAGAGUUUUUUGGCUGUAUAAAAGAAGUGGGAGCUGGGUUUGCAGAGUUUUUAAUCGCACUAUUCCUUCCAGUGUUAUAUUAUUAAUGGAAGCCUGGUAGUUAUUUCUAUCCUUAUAAUCGACGGCAUCCACUGCUCAAGGUGAUUCACCAAGAGUCAUCCAUUUUUGAGAACGCCAAGCAGCAUUAUACCAAAGGAAUACAAGGAUCAAUAAUUUAGCCUUUUGAGUGCUUCGAAAAAAAAAUAAUCAUCCACAAUGUAAUGGAAAGUAUGUGCAGAGAAAAACAUUGUACUUAUAUAUAUUAAUUUUUUUAACUAUAAUUAUUAAAAACAUUUAAUGUUGCAAAUAAUUAUAAUUAGAGUUUUUCAUAAGUUAAUUUUUCAAAUCAAUCAAAAAAUAUUUUUUUCUUCUAACUUUUUAGUUGUUUUCAAAACUGUUAUUUUAAAUAAGCGAUUUUUGAGGAAAACAAUUGAAACGGACAAGCUUUAUGACUUCUUCACAAAACAAGUCUAAUAUCAAGCAUCUAUUUAAAAUUAUUGUAUUGUAAUAUUUGUCUUACUGUUUUAUACAGGCACAUUUCCUUCCAUUUGGAUUCGGAACGUACAUUUUAAAUUAUCCGUCAUUAAAGAACUUUCACAUUGGAUAGAAAUAACAAAGUUUGAAGUGGUGUGUAUGCAUUAAAUGAUCUUUUCCUAUUUUUUUUCCCAAGACAAUGAACUGUGAGAAUUCGAAUGACAAUCACGUAACCAUCUAGCAUGGGAUCACAGAACCUUUUUCAUCCUAAUUUGAUUAAACGUCACAUAAGGAUCAUAAAAUUUCACAAAUGACCAGCGGCGA
Molecule: messenger RNA, 2837 nt
Organism: Abrus precatorius (Indian licorice)
Lineage: Eukaryota; Viridiplantae; Streptophyta; Magnoliopsida; Fabales; Fabaceae
Exons: 13
Coding region: 1-1983 (660 amino acids)
Source: RefSeq, a predicted model, not a curated record